UGGGCAAACCCGUUGAAAUUGUGUUCGAAUUUGAUACGGUUCGCAAUUUCAGUGCCAUCGUUUUGCAUACGAACAACAUGUACACCAAGGAUGUGCAGGUCUUCGUGCAUGCGAAGGUCUUCGUCAGCAUCGAUGGACGCUACUUUUCCGGCGAACCCGUUCAGUUUUCCUAUAUGCCCGAUACGAUAAUGGAUCAUGCUCGCGAUGUGACCAUUAAGCUGCAUCAUCGCGUGGGCAAAUAUCUGAAAAUCAAUUUGUACUUUGCUGUCAAAUGGAUUAUGUUAUCCGAGACCAGUUUUAUAUCUAGUAAGUAAAUUGCAAGCAGUAAA
Messenger RNA from Drosophila sulfurigaster albostrigata, 329 nucleotides. RefSeq names its product discoidin domain-containing receptor 2-like. Bases 78 to 314 code for a protein of 78 amino acids. The transcript has 2 exons. Lineage: Eukaryota; Metazoa; Arthropoda; Insecta; Diptera; Drosophilidae. The record is from RefSeq and is a predicted model, not a curated record.